AUGGCAUCCGAAAAGAUCACCGCAAUAGACAUGAUAGCUAUCCCUAAAGAUAAGCUUGCUACCCAAGCCGGCUUCAAAGACGGCGCCACAGCUAAAGUCCACUACGAACCACUUCUUAAUCGUAACCACGGCCACGAUUACGGCGGAGAUGCCCCCCCAAAGCGACAAAGCCUACACGACAAUAAGCCCAAGACUGUGGCAACUGAAGACGGAAACAAACGGUAUGCCCGCAACCCAUACGACCUGGAUGAUGGAGAGGUUGAAUGGUCAGCUCAAUAUAGUAGGCUAGGCUAG
Xylaria bambusicola is the source of this 294-nucleotide messenger RNA. RefSeq lists its product as uncharacterized. The record is from RefSeq and is a predicted model, not a curated record. NCBI's taxonomy places the organism in Eukaryota, Fungi, Ascomycota, Sordariomycetes, Xylariales, Xylariaceae. The transcript has 2 exons. Bases 1 to 294 code for a protein of 97 amino acids.